AGAUGUCUACGGGGAUAGCAGACGAAGUUUGAAAAAUGGCGAACGUCUUGUUUAGGAUAAUUUCGAGCGAGUUGAUAGCUACUAAAAGUCAACAGAUACGUUAUGGGCACAGAGUGCGAGGAAAACCGCCUGGAAUUGCAAGGACUUUGGAACAACGAUUGGCAGAACUCAAACCAUACAACCCUGCGCUACAAUUUAAAGUAGACAUUGGAUUACCGGCUGUUCAGAAAUCCAAACGCGCUAUUCUUGCUCAGCAGCUCGAACAUCGCAAGAAAAUUCAGUCGGAUCCCAACCUGGAACGACUGGCACGACACAAGGAGCUUAGAAUUGAUUUAGAUGAGACCGAAAAGAUAUGGCAGGAGACUUCCGGGGCUUAUGAUUGUCGUAAAAUUGCCGAACACUACAACAUCUUCCAAGACCUUUAUGGAGACGCUUAUUUCACUCCUAGAGUUCCACUGAACAUUAGUUACACCAUUAAUGAUGAUGGAGAUCUCGCAAAGGCUUUCAGGGGAAACAUUCUCAAGCCUCUUGAAACUAGCAAACCACCUGAAGUUGCCUAUGAGUCCGACCCAAACACCUUGUGGACGCUGCUGCUGACUUGUCCAGAUGGAAACUUGGUUGAGGAGAACAGCGAAUAUUGCCAUUGGUUUAUUGGUAAUAUUCCUGGAUCUGAUGUGGAGAAAGGCGAGAUGUUAAUGGAUUACCUAAAGCCCAUUCCACUAGGCGGAACUGGCUAUCAUAGAUACAUUUUCAUUCUUUAUAAGCAAGAUAAGAAACUUGAUUUUUCAGCUUUCAGGAAGGAGCAGCCGUGCCUUGACUUGAAGGAACGUAACUGGAACACUUACAACUUCUACAAAGAUCAUCAGGACUUUUUAACGCCUGCUGGGCUCUCCUUCUUCCAAGCUGACUGGGAUUCAUCUGUCAAAGACUUUUUCCACAAUACUCUUGGUACAGAGGAACCGACAUUUGAGUACAACUUCCCACAACCUCAUAUUGCAAAACAGAGGUGGUUCCCUCUGAGAAUGCCGUUCAAUCUGUACAUGGACAAGUACCGAGAUCCAAAACAAAUUCACAAGGAAUAUUUGUUGAAAAAAUUGAAAAAAACUCAUCCAUUCAAGGAGCCAGAAGCACCUCUGCGCUAUCCUAAUGCUCAAUACAUUGACCGUAGUGUUCCUUCCUGGUUGAAGCUUGAAAUAAGAAAAGAACGUCUGGGCUGGGGGCGCAUCAAUGAUGUUUAAUUUUUUCAACAUCAUAGGCAUUAACAUUACAUAAUGUAUUAAUAUUACCUUUUUUUCAACUGUAAAACAUCAUAAAGGUUUAUACUUUAGCAGUU
Messenger RNA from Diprion similis, 1333 nucleotides. RefSeq names its product 39S ribosomal protein L38, mitochondrial (gene mRpL38). Gene Ontology annotation, cellular component: mitochondrial large ribosomal subunit. The record is from RefSeq and is a predicted model, not a curated record. The transcript is spliced from 6 exons. The coding region runs from base 36 to 1238 and encodes 400 amino acids. NCBI's taxonomy places the organism in Eukaryota, Metazoa, Arthropoda, Insecta, Hymenoptera, Diprionidae.